Messenger RNA from Raphanus sativus (radish), 801 nucleotides. Its product is annotated as non-specific lipid transfer protein GPI-anchored 7. The transcript is spliced from 3 exons. Lineage: Eukaryota; Viridiplantae; Streptophyta; Magnoliopsida; Brassicales; Brassicaceae. The record is from RefSeq and is a predicted model, not a curated record. Bases 241 to 699 code for a protein of 152 amino acids.
UAUGGGAGAUAACAUUUGUUUCAAACGACAAAAUGUUUGUUUCUAGAAAAGAAAAAGACACACAGAUAUAUAUAUAAAUUAAUAGUGUAGAAAAUAAAUAAAAAAAUCCGAAAGGUUUCCUCCUUGAGCAACUUUGUUUUAUUUAAAACCGAACAAAAGCAAAACCAAAAGCCACAAGAAACCCCAAACCUAAAAGAACAAAACAAAAACACGGACCUCCGUAAGAAAAAGAGAGAAGAAAUGGUGCGUUUCUCAACUGCAACGAUGAUCUUUGCGGCGGCCAUGACGGCGAUGGUUUUGGUUUCGUUGCCGGAGGUGGAAGCGCAAACGGCUACUACUUGCGUGAACAAGCUAGUCCCCUGCUUCAGUGCUCUGACGACGACGACGAGGCCACCAAAGGAAUGCUGUGACUCGAUCAAGGAAGCGGUGAAAGAUGAGCUUCAAUGUCUCUGCACCGUCUACAACACUCCUGGUUUGCUCUCUGGGUUCAACGUCUCUACUGCACAAGCUCUCAAUCUCAGCCGUCGAUGUGACGUCACCACCGAUCUCUCCGCUUGUUCCGGUACUGGAGCUUCAUCGCCAAAGGCCUCUUUACCUCCUCCAGGAAACAAAGGAAAAGACACCGCAGCUGGGAACAAGCUCGCUGGUUAUGGAGUCACCACCGUGAUCUUCUCUUUGUUUUUCACCAAUUUCUUUUGAGAAAAAACCUGGAAUUACCUGGUUUUCCGAUUGUUAACCGGAUUUAUUAUUAGCUCAUAUUUGACCUUAUAUUAAGGGUAAAAUAAAGUUUUCUUUUGUUCA